Carassius auratus (goldfish) is the source of this 3968-nucleotide messenger RNA. Its product is annotated as actin-binding LIM protein 2-like. The record is from RefSeq and is a predicted model, not a curated record. Bases 439 to 2496 code for a protein of 685 amino acids. NCBI's taxonomy places the organism in Eukaryota, Metazoa, Chordata, Actinopteri, Cypriniformes, Cyprinidae. Gene Ontology annotation, molecular function: actin filament binding. The transcript is spliced from 22 exons. Gene Ontology annotation, cellular component: actin cytoskeleton. Gene Ontology annotation, biological process: lamellipodium assembly; cytoskeleton organization.
AUUUCAUUUUGAUUAUUGCUGUAGUUAACUCCGGAGUUUGAUAAUGUCAUUCCCUCACAUAAACUACAUUUCCCAGCCGCCCGCUGUCGCUGUACGUAGCAGUCAGAUAGCGGCUCGUGCAGGAAUGGUGCUGAGGCAAAUACGCACGAGCGCAUCACAGCCACACGGCACCACCCGCUCGUGCAUGCGGCCGCAACGCUGCGCACUACGGUUUUUUUUCACCGAUUUUACAAGACCCAUCAACGACUUUUCUUGAUACGGAGGUGCGAGGGCUUAUGUGGCGGAGUUAUUUUUUUAUUUUUAUUUGUUUUUAAUUAUUCGCUUCGUUGGCUCGAGCACUUUGACGAGCACCGGGCGAUUGAAAUAUGUACGGAGCGCGCUGAUAGCCGAGCGUGAGACAUCCAUGACACUGGACUCUGAAACGGUCUGCGGAUAAUAAUGAGCACCGCUUUUCACCAGCAGGCUGUUCACAGUUCCCCGGAACAGCAGACGGGACAGCGGCAGAGCGGCCCCAUCCCGUGUCAAAACUGUGGCAAUCCGUGCAAAGGCGAGGUGCUCCGGGUGCAGAACAAACACUUCCACAUCAAGUGCUUCGUCUGCAAAGUUUGUGGAUGUGACUUGGCUCAGGGAGGCUUUUUUGUGCGUCAGGGUGAGUAUAUCUGCACUCUGGAUUAUCAGCGUCUUUAUGGCACCCGCUGCUUCAGUUGUGAAGAGUUCAUUGAAGGGGAAGUUGUGUCCGCCCUGGGCAAGACGUACCAUCAACGCUGCUUUGCCUGUGCCAUCUGCAAGCAGCCAUUUCCAGCUGGGGGCCGCGUGACGUUUAAUGGAAAGGAGUGUGUUUGUGAGAAAUGCAUUCAGCCAGUAAACAGCAUGGCACCCCCACAGGCUGUGCACAAUUGCUGUGGCUGUGGAAAGGAGUUUAAAAAUGAGCAGUCUCUGGUGGCAUUGGAGAAACACUGGCAUCUUGGCUGCUUCAAGUGCAAAGUGUGCAAUAAAGUGCUAAAUGCCGAAUAUAUCAGCAUGGAUGGAAUUCCCUACUGUGAGGCAGACUACCAUGCCAUGUUCGGCAUCCAGUGUGAAACCUGCAGGAAAUACAUCACUGGAAAAGUACUUGAGGCUGGAGAAAAACACUAUCAUCCCACAUGUGCCAGAUGUGUACGUUGUGACAAGAUGUUUGGGGAGGGGGAGGAGAUGUACCUUCAAGGUUCUUCCAUUUGGCAUCCUCCUUGCAGACAGGCAGCACGUAAUGAGGAGAAGAGUAAGGUGAGGAGAACCUCUUCUGAGAGCAUCACCUCUGCUCCUGCCUCUAGUGCAUCUGGCUCUCCUAGCAGAGUUAUCUAUGCAAAGCUGGGUGAUGAACUUCUGGACUACAAGGACCUGGCUGCUCUUCCUAAAAUCAAAGCGAUCUACAACAUUGACAGACCUGACAUGCUCUCAUACUCUCCCUAUGUCAGCUACCCUGUGGAGGAUAGGACUUUUGGAGAGUCACCGCAGCAACUCACACCUACUCCAACUGAGGGAGAUGGGGAAAAGUCUCCCCGGCAGAGGAGGCCCUCCAGCCCCAGCUCCAACAGCUCUGUAGGGGGUUAUGGCCGCUAUACGCCUUCCCGCUCGCCUCAGACCUACAGCAGACCAGAUCAAUAUCUAAGUGCCAAAUACACCAUUCAUCCAGAAAAUGCCAAUUUGUUGGCUGUUCCAACUUCGGGGAGGAGUAGUGUCCAUGGUAGUGCCAGAGGCUCCUCCCCACUACCUUUGUACAGCGGCAGUGGUAGAAACACACCACAGGCAGGGAGCGGUGGCAUGGCCCUGCCCCUCAACCCCACUACUCUGGCUUUGCUCCAACAGCACACCUACAUCCCUUACUUCAGAGGUAGUGAAAGUGGUCGGAGUACCCCCAGUCUCUCCACCUACUCUGAUGGAAAAUCUCCUUCCUCAACAUACGUGGCAGCACCACGACAUUUCCAUAUUCCAGAGACUAAAGUCAAAGAUAAUAUCUAUAGAAAGCCCCCUAUCUACAAACAGCAUGCUUCCAGAACCUCCUGGCAAGAUGGUGAUGACAUAGACAAAAAGACCAGAACAAGUUGGAUGAACCUGAAGAGUGAGAUGGAUAGACAGUCUCCAGAUCUGGACCCCAGGACCUCCACCCACAGCUUACCCACCGAUAUUUCUCAACCCAACUUUCCAUACAAUAAAUCUGCUUCACUGCCAGGAUAUGGGCGGAAUGGCAUCUACAAGGCGGCUGAUCUUGGCGAGGAUGAGGGUGAUCAUGACUCAUCCUGGAGUGGAAUGAGAGAGUACAAGGUCUACCCCUAUGACGUGCUUGCUGUGACCCACAGAGUCAGAGUAAAACUACCACGGGAUAUCGACCGCACCAGACUGGAGAGGCACCUGUCACCUGAGGACUUCUUCAGUGUGUUUGGGAUGACCAUUGAACAGUUUGACCGUUUGGCCUUGUGGAAGAAAAAUGACCUUAAGAAGAAAGCCCGCUUGUUUUAAGUUAAGCUGAAUCGCUUGAAGGAAAGCAAAGAUCAAGAGAAAACCUCUUCUUAUCUUCUCCUGUGUGCAUGGAGGGAUGAGUGUGAGAGAAAUAUAUAUGCACCUCCGUUCUGCUGCAUGUCAUCUCAUCUCACACUGAGGAAAAGUGCUUUCACAAUGCUGUUUGCCAUCUAGCUCCGUUUGUGAACACCACACCACAUGGCCUGAAUGUUACUCUGAUGAUGGAUGGUCAGAACUGAAUUCUUUACUAUUCUCCUUGUUUUUCUCUGAUUGUCUUUGAUCUUGCUCUCUUGGCUGUCUUUGUGAUUACUGCAUUGUAUUCUCUCUUUGUUAAAAAAAAUGCUUAAUAGUGAUAUGAGCCACUUUCUUUACAUUUUAUACCGUUGAUAAACAUGGCCAACCAGCUCUACUUGUAAGUCUUUUUGUUAUGUAAUAAUAUCAGUCUUCCCUUCCCCCCAUGUCUUUAUUUUUUUUUAUUAGUCUUGUCUUUGUCUACGCAUAUUGUUUGCUCAGUGUCUUUCUCUCGCUUUUUGUCUCUUCAGUGUCUCUUGCUUGCCUGUCCCUCUUCUUAUCUCCUAGACAUGAUACUUAGCUGCUGCUUGGACUGUAAUAUCAGCUUUAUGGAAUCUCAUCCAUCCAUGGCUUCAGCAUGACCGGGCCAAAGACUCAAUCGGAGCAAGAAGUCAACAAAGCACCUUACACCAAACCUAACCAGACGCAAUGCAAUAAAACAACAAGAAAAAACCUCUUCCAUGUCAUAUUUAGUCCUAACCAGCCUCGAGUGUGAGAAGCAAAGACCAACAGGACACUUUCUCAGUCGCUUGGCUUCUAUUUCCACCACAUCAUGCUGGGUAGCCCCGCCCACUGUGAAAUCUCAUUGGUUCUUCAGAACUGUUCAUUAAACAUCAUAUAUCUUCUCAUUGGCUGUGAUUUUGUCACAUCACGCAUAAGUUUUCGAACUUGCUGUAUCGCGCCUGGUUAGGACAAAGUGUUAGUUGAUAUGUUUAAUAAUCUUCACUGUUGCUGAAUGGAAAAAUGCAGCGCUUUUGUGUUAUAUUAUGUAUUUGUUUGCUUUCCAGGUCAAUGUCAUGAUAUUACAGUUAUUCAAUAAGACAUUUAGAGUUGUUCUAAACUGAUAUCUGGACUUCACAUACAGUACUCUUGCCAUAUACAGUAUAAUGUGCACAGAACAUAUAGUUGUAAACUUCAUCAAGAGCAUCAGCUAGACAUUCUCAUUGUUUUAAUCAACAUAAAUGAAAGUGCUCACGAGUAGACACUUAUUUUUUUAUGUUUUUUUUUUUUUCAUACAGAUGUUAACCAGAUACUUUAUUUUCCAUCUGCUAAUGAUUGCAACAUUCACUUUAGCAUGGAGCCAUGCCAAAGUCAACAGAUUCUGUAGCAAUUAGCAAAACUAAUACAACCCAACACUUAAUAAAGCAUGUAGUUCAGUGGCGCUUUAUUUUAAACUCAAA